UUAAAAACUUAAAAAACCUUCUAAAUAUUUAGAAGUAUGGAAACUUUUUCUGCUGGUAAACAAAUAGAAGAAUUAACAAGAACCCUUGCAAAACUUACACAAGAACUACAAAAUCAAAUUAAACAAAAUCAUGAUAUUUUAAUAUUUCAAGCAACUUGGGUUGGUCUUUUAAAUUCGGCUUUGGACGUUAAUGAUACAAAUAUGCACAAUUUUAAAGAUCUUACAACCAAGACCAAAUCAAAAGCUCUUCUGCGAUAUUCAACUAUUGAGGAACAAUCAAAAAUUCUGGAAAGGGUUUGUUUAACCGCCCACAAAAUGCGUUUAUGCAGUCAAUUAAUAAAAUUAGUAAAAAAGUUGAAGAACAAUAGAGAUAAUGUUUCACAAAUAGGACUACAAGCUCAAAUAGACACUCUUCUUCAAGACAAAGACAUAAAAAAAUUCAAAUUCUUACAAAAUGAGAUUAAUGUUGUAAAAAAUGAAAAAGGUGUGAGAAUGUAAUAAUACAGCAAUAGUUAAAAAUAUUCGAUAGUAAUUACGUUAUAGAAUCCUAUGAAAUUUCUAUACAUUAAUUUAAUAUACAGUACUAUGGCAUUACUAUACAUCUUAGCUUUCCCAAUAAAAAAUAUCAAUUAUGUAAUGAGAUAUGAAUGACUCUU
Condylostylus longicornis is the source of this 656-nucleotide messenger RNA. RefSeq lists its product as uncharacterized. The transcript is spliced from 3 exons. Lineage: Eukaryota; Metazoa; Arthropoda; Insecta; Diptera; Dolichopodidae. Bases 37 to 498 code for a protein of 153 amino acids. Gene Ontology annotation, biological process: intra-Golgi vesicle-mediated transport. Gene Ontology annotation, cellular component: COG complex. The record is from RefSeq and is a predicted model, not a curated record.